Microthlaspi erraticum is the source of this 489-nucleotide messenger RNA. Lineage: Eukaryota; Viridiplantae; Streptophyta; Magnoliopsida; Brassicales; Brassicaceae. The record is from the annotation of a GenBank genome assembly.
AUGGAAGAAAUAUAUGAAAAUCCACACGAGCGACUGAAGCAGAAGUUGAGUGAGCUUGAGCAAGAAUGGACCGCCAUGAAAACAGGCAAAAGCUCGUCUGCAGUGUCAUGGAUCACCGUGGAAGGAGCUCUGGACUUUGUAGAAAACUCUCCAAGAAAGCUGAUGCUCUCUCUCCAACACGAUCAGCCUAGUCCAGAGGCAGAGAUGAUACAACUAAGAUCACCUUUUAGGAGAAAACUCUUUCACGACUCUGAUUCUGACGGAGAAGAUUUUGAUGGGAGUAAAGAGACAUCGUUUGCUCAGUUUACUCCUUCGUCUUGUUUGUCUUCGAAUGUGAUGAGAGUGAGAGAGAAUAAGAAGAAGAAGCAAAGAGGAAGACUUGUUUGUGUUGUAAUGGUGGUGCUUUUGUUAUUAGUUUUGGUUGUGUUGAUAAAUGGCUUUGAUCAUCUCUUCAUGGAUAGACAUAUCGAUACUUUGGUUCCUACUUGA